Cylas formicarius (sweet potato weevil) is the source of this 2471-nucleotide messenger RNA. It is a transcript of the gene Tbc1d15-17, whose product is annotated as TBC1 domain family member 15. The record is from RefSeq and is a predicted model, not a curated record. The transcript is spliced from 7 exons. Gene Ontology annotation, molecular function: GTPase activator activity. Gene Ontology annotation, biological process: activation of GTPase activity. Bases 219 to 2126 code for a protein of 635 amino acids. NCBI's taxonomy places the organism in Eukaryota, Metazoa, Arthropoda, Insecta, Coleoptera, Brentidae.
UUGUUAAACUAAAAAAGAAGUAAUAUAAAGAUUGCCAAAUAAUUUAGGUAUAUAUUGUAUGUUUAUGAUUCUAAAGUAUUAUUUACAUGAAUUUAAAUAAUUGCAAGUUCUGAUUUGGUCAACAAAAGGAAAUAAUUACCACGUGAAUCACGAAAGUAAUCCGCCUAAUGGAAUUCUUAUUAUGAAAAUUAAUACAUAGUAAAUUGUUUGAACCAAUAAUGGACGAAUUCGAUGAUUAUGUUGAAAGUUAUACCCAGGAUGGUGUCUUAUUAAAGCAAGCUCCCUCCAGCUAUAUUUCGUUUGUCAAUACUAUUGGUACAAUUUAUAUUUUGGAAUCCUUGCAAAAUGAUGACUCUGCAUCACGCAAGCAGUUCCUGGAAUGGAAACCAAAUGAUGUCACUGUAGAUUCGGAUGUUCAGGACCAAGAAUGGGCUGUUGUAAACACUGUCCAAAAGAGAGUAAGAACUUUAAGUGGAAACUUUCCAUCAGAUUACCAAGGCCGCUUAAAAUCCUUUAAAAUAAGUUUUGAUGAUAUAAAAAGUUUCCAUGUAGGUAACAAAAACAGACAGCUUAUUCUAUACGAUGGCUCCUCUGAGCCAAUUUGCUCCUUUAUUUUUCAACAUGGUAAUUGUGAAUGUUUGGUAAACAUUUUCAAAACUUUUCUGAGAGUGACUCCAUCUAGAAGAGACAGGCAUCUCUAUGUGGUCCACAGCAAUAACUUAGAACUGCAGCAAUUGCAUAAAUCAUUUGCUACUUUAAAUAUAAACAGCGAUCCAAACCCCUUCUGGUCAAUGGUUAAGACUUUUAAAGAAAAUCCAUAUGAAGGUACAUUUGAAGUAUUUGCUAAAAUCACCAAUUUUGUCUAUAAUAGCGCUGACCAGAGAGAGGUUGAUGAAUUUCAAAGAGAAGAUCUUAACCGAUCCUUGUCAGAGUAUGAAGAAACAUCUCAUUCUGGUGGUGAUUAUGAAGUUAUACAAAAGGUGCCGGAUUUGCCUGCCAGAAAAGAUUUUCCAAGAUUGAGGCCUUUAAGUGAAGAGCAGUGGAAAAGUCAGUUUAACUGUGAAGGACGGUUGGAGGAUGUUGAACCAAUCAAGAGUUUAAUUUUUCGUGGGGGUGUCCAACCUUCGAUACGAAAAGAAGUUUGGAAAUUUUUACUAGAUUAUUUUCCAUGGGACAGCACAGAAUCCCAGAGACAAAAACUGGUGAUUCAAAAAAGUGAUGAAUAUUUUACAAUGAAGUUACAGUGGAAAUCAAUUACAAAAAUCCAAGAAGAAAACUUUAGUGAUUACAGAGAAAGGAAGAGCCUAAUUGAAAAAGAUGUAAACAGGACAGAUAGAACACUGGAGUUUUAUGCAGGAGAUAACAAUUCCAACUUGCAAACCUUAAAUGACAUUCUGAUGACAUACAUAAUGUACAACUUUGAUUUGGGUUAUGUUCAAGGCAUGAGCGAUCUCUUAGCACCUAUUUUAAUGCUUUUGAGGAAUGAAUGUGAUUCAUUUUGGUGUUUUGUGGGCUUUAUGAAUAAAGUGAUUUCUAACUUUGAUAUAGACCAGGCAGGUAUGAAAGAACAAUUGAGCAAUUUGCAUACCCUACUAUGUUUUGCUGAUCCGCAGUUGGCUAAUUAUUUGGACACACAUGACUCAGGGAAUAUGUUCUUCUGUUUCCGAUGGCUUCUUGUUUGGUUUAAAAGGGAAUUGAGUCAAGAUGAUGUAAUGAGAUUUUGGGAGGUUCUUUGGACAGGCUAUCCCUGUAAAAAUUUCCACUUGCUAGUAGGAGUAGCAAUAUUGCAAAAUGAAAGGAAAGCAUUAAUGAGCAACAAUUAUGGGUUCACGGAGAUUUUAAAGCACAUUAAUGAGCUCAGUGGAAAACUAGAUAUCGCAUUAAUGCUGAACAAAGCUGAAGGAAUAUUUUACCAGAUAAAAGAAGCCGAACACUUGACAGACAAUAUAAGGUUCAUUUUGGGUCUUUCCCUUCUGGGAUCAAAUAGUGUUGGCAGUCACGAGCAAAGUCCAUUUGAAUCGCCAGAUUUAAGUACAAACUCUCAGCCACAGUGUUCAGUAGAACAUGUCAGUAUCAGUCCAGAUGAAGGAACUUUUGAACAGUCUAUAAAUUCGACGUUUUUAUAGUAUCAGUAUAUUUUACUUAUUUCACAAUCAAAUUAACUACUGUUUUGUGUAAAUAGCUUGGUUUAUUGGUUUAUUUACUUUGUAUUAUAAACACAGAAGCUUUAUGGUAGCUAAAAACUUGUGGAACCACAGAGUUAACUGUUUUUUUUUGCCUAGUUACUGUUUAAAUGGAAUAUAAGAGACUAAGUCCUAAUAUAUUUUGUUCUAUAUUUAUAGCUUCACAAUUUGAUAUUUGGAAAUUUUAUGAAAUUAAUGAGUGAUAUUGUCAGUGUUGAUCCUUUUAUACUCUCAUAUAAGGUACAAGGUAUAAUCUAUUGUUUUUAUUAGCCAAUAAAGUGUGAAUCA